Messenger RNA from Stylophora pistillata, 4327 nucleotides. RefSeq lists its product as uncharacterized. Lineage: Eukaryota; Metazoa; Cnidaria; Anthozoa; Scleractinia; Pocilloporidae. The record is from RefSeq and is a predicted model, not a curated record.
GGGCAUUACUCUUGGUGUCCUUUUCAGGAACAGCUCAGUCUAGUAAUAAUUUUAGUGAGAGAUACACUUGAAUUUUGCGUCAAAAGAGGGUGAAUAGACAAUAAAAAUUUAAAAAAAGUUAAAUAGAGCCGCGUAAAAUGAAACCAAAAGUGCAUAUAGUAAGGGUUUAAGAUUUGGCCAAGACAAUAGGCAUGUGAAACAGCGACGUCACUUGUUGUGCUGUUUCCGUCUCACACUUGGUUUUGCAUCAAACCUAUCAGUGCGAAAAAUUUGAGACGUAAAUGAUUAGGAAAGUUUUGAGAACCUGGAUUGUUAUAGUUUAAGAAAAGCCCUCUCAAUUUCAACAUCGAUGUUGGUUAUUCGUCUGUGGCUCGUACCUACUUUUUGUGGCUGACUGAAUAAAUCCGUCUUUGCGCUGUGAAAACAAAACAACAAAACAGUAGAACGUUGGCGAAGACUCGAAACGAGCAAUUAACUUCAGACUAUGAGUUCGCUGCGAGAAAGACUGCUCCCUCAUCGUCCAAACAACGAACCUCAAUAUUCCAGCUUAAUGCAUCACCAAGGUGACUCAUUCUUGGGCAAUGAUGAUGAGUUUUCUGUUCAGCAACAAACGAAUUAUCUGCGAAACUUAGCUGAAAAUAUCCACACCGAAGGUGCUGGACAGAACAUGCCAUUGAGUAUGUCUCCGGAUCAAGUGAGUAGUAUCCUCGGUGCAAUAACACAGCGGCAAGAGUUUCCUUGCCAUUCACCCACCCUUGAUUAUACUUCCGGAUUCUUUGAAAGCUCUGGUAGUACGGAUGUACGGUCGUCAUCUUCGGCGCCUAGUAUCGGAAAUACUUCGGGUAGUUCCGCCAUGACAUCAAGCGGCCCGGGCAUCUUCGGGACGACCAGCCAACAAGACAGCCCCCCGUUUCUUUAUAGUCAUAGCACUGGGCAGAUAAUAUCCUCGCCGCAUUUUCUGACUGGUGAAGGUGGUGAAGUUUCUUCUUGUGGCUUUGCACAAAGGGAUCGAAGUAGAAGCUACCCUCGGCAAGAUGUGUCGAGUGACUUGUUUGAGAUCACGCCGUUUAAUUCUGGCUCCCCGAUCGAUAUCGAUCAAUAUUUGCGUCCAGAUGUGGAAGUAAAGUUCUGUGAUCUGGAAGGUCGUGUAUUUGAGAAGCAACAGAGCCGUAAGGAUAAGAAAGCGCGCCAGAGAAUCAUCAAUGGAAAAGUGAAGUUUUUAGUUCGAUCUGAGCGUCCGAUUGAAAAGGUGAAGGCCUGGGUGAGAAGGGAAGAAAAUGCUGCCAAGUUAGAAAAAGAUGCUAAUGGUAUGGUUGAGAUCGCAACUGACUCAUUGGAGAAAGUUAAGGAAAGUGGUCUCUUAUAUCUGGAAUGUCAAGUAGAUCUGGACUCGGUGUACAAGAUGGAUGGUUCUGAACGACCAGUCUACAAAUUAGCCAAAGUUCACACAACCGAGAGAAACCUGUUUGAACUUGUGGUCCAAGUUGUCUUUAGUGACAGUGAAGUCAGUGAGCAAAUCAAGUCCAAUCCUUUCUUGAUAAAGACGAAGAGAUUGAAUGAUGAACCGCUUGAACCGGAUACCCAUUCCAAACGCACGAGGCCAAACACUUGUCCAACCAGCUCAUCAAGAUGGAACCGUGGAAAACAAUCUUUGCAAAAUGAGGCAGAUUCAACAGACCCAAGGUCUCCAUCAUCACAGAGCUCUACAGCCUCCAGAAACUCUCCCUCAAGUUCGGCAGGCGAACUCAAGCAUGUGGAUGACCUCGUGGUGAAUCAUUUGAAAGCCCAACAAGCAAACAUUGACAACCUGACAGUUACCUUUCUGUUGCAAACACGGAGAGGUGACAUCGCUUACCACUUGCGACUAACGAACCCGAGCUUGUACCAGACCCUGGACGAAGGGAUAGUGGUGGGUUUUUUCCCCAAUGAUGACGGAAUGGCUCAGAUUGAACCGCUGAGCAGUGAGAAUGCGACGCGUGCGGUAAUGGCUGGGGUGAUCAGCCGGUCAGCGUAUGUAGAAGCGCAUGCUCCGUCGGAAAAAGAGAUAGGGGAAACAGAUAUUGUAUGUGUCAUUGGAAUGGUCAAAGUACUCAUUAUUGGGUCUGUGAAAACCGGUGAACGCAUAUACGCUUCCACCGACAGCCCAGGAACAGGGAUCGCAGAGUCCCAUUUACCGCUGGGGGCUCUCAUCUUUAGGGACCACACCCUUCUGGGCAUGGCUAUGGAGCCAUGCACGCCUCGUUACCACGAUGAAGUAAACCUGGUCAAGUGCUUUGUGUGUAUCGUGCUGGGAAUCAACAGUCAUCAGCUGUCUAAUGAGGUAGAAAACAUCAUGGAAAAUGUUGACAUGGACAUCAAGGCAGCCAUUGGAAAGUCAAAUAAGAGAAACUGCCGACGAUUGUUCUUUCUUAUCGCUGGCUUUAUCACUUUCCUUGGACUCCUGGGAUUCUUACUGUACGAAGUACUCACCCCAGGAACUCGCUUCCGCUACUUCCUGUGCCAGGCUGGGUCCAAUCGUGAGCAACCAAACCUGAAGUGUAAUUAUCAAGAUGCCUAUGUGAAUAUUUCCGAUGUUUACAUACCUUUCGACCUCGAUAACCUUAUCAAGAAAAUACCAUAUGGCGAGAGAAAGCCUGAGAUAAUUAGUCCAAAAAAUGCAACAUCACCGAUUUAUUUUCUGAACUUCGACCGCUGUGCGUAUGGCGGGCGUACAGACAGUAGCAUGUAUACACCGGAACCUGCCAAACCAGUUUGCGGACCUCCGUAUCUGGCAUCGUCUGGCAACUGCUCAAAAGUGUUUACAUUCAGUUGGGGAGAAUGGAAAGUUAUGGAGAAAACCAAGCAAAAAGAUGUUAAUUACAUGAUCAACUGCGUAUGCAAUGGAAGUGGAAUGGUGCUCUGCCAAUGGAUUGUUUUUCUGUUGUUAUCCUUUAGCGUUUACUACCUAUUCGUAAAUUUUUGAAGCGCUGAGAUAUUUUAUGAGUUGUGUAAAUGCAUUACGAGCCAAACUUUUCUCUUCCCCUCUCCUUUUGAAAACUCUUUUUUGUGGUCAAGCGACUCACGGGAUUUUAUCAAUUAGCCAAUCGUGUUCAGACCCUGAAAGUUGAGAUAGCCUGGGCACGGUCUUAAAUUUGAGGUUAACAUGGUCGUUAGCUCGUUUAGAGUAAUUUUAAUUGAAUUUCGAGAGUAAUCCGGCGUUACUUUUGUUUUGCGUUACUUCGCUAUGCGAUUGGUCCAGAAAACCUGCGCCGCUCAAAACCAAUCAGACACUAAACGAAAAUCACUUGUAACUUGGUCGCCCGUGUUUUCCCGCGCUUUUAGCUUUUUGCCUGAUUUUACUUUGACUUCUCUUUUACUUUGUUAUCUUUGUUAUAAUUAAUCGUUGCGAUUGCUUUGGUUUUGGUUUUUUGACAGUCAAUUGGAAACUGUUUUAUUAGGUAAGUUGUAUUUAGUUUUAAAGCCUUUUGUUUUCAUUAAUUUCUCGUUUGCUUUUCUAAGCUUCAUUUGCAAGCAGAUGCUGUAUUUGACUUUAAACUUUUAUUAGAUCUUUAUAAAGGGAGAUUGGACUGUAGUCUCUUUAUUGGAAAAUAGUUUUUACCAUGAUGAGUUCAGGAGACCUCUCGUCUUUUUUCAGUAUCGGUGGUAUGAUGGAAACUGAAACAUUUUACCGAAAAAAUCCAGUGUUUAGAACAAAGUAACUACGUCCAGUGACAAAAGUAAAUAGGUUUAAUUAAUAGAUUUGGCAGUGAACAUUCCACGAAGUUAAUAGAUUUGGCAGUGAACAUUCCACGAAGUGGCUCUGGCUCGUCCAGGUCAAUUGGAAUUUAGAAUGUUGGUUUUUUUGUUACUACUUUUUUUCGUAUGAAGGUUCAAAAUAAUAUAAAAAUACAAAAUGCUGCCAUAAAAAUUUGAAUUGUCGACUGUAGCCGAUCGACAUAACAAUGGUAGAUAGAUGCGGUGACCGAUAUGAUUGCAUAAUAAUAAUGAAUUUGGGCGCGGUUCUAUGAUCGCUUUGUUUAAGAAAUGAUUAUUUCUGUGUGUUUCAAACAAUUGCUUUUGUUCGUUUUGGUUUUAUUAUCGCGUAAGUUGCUUUAAUUUCCAGCAUUACAAAGUUUCCAUUGUUAUUAAUCAAAAUGAAAGCAACUUGUAAUUCUUGGUUAGCUCAGAAAAUGUCAGCAUUGCCAUCAAGAAGUAUGGAGUUAGUUCAGUUAUAUCAGCUGCUUAUUCGUAACUUCUGUAGGUGAACUGUUCUUUUUGUUGGUACGAAGCAUUAUACCAUAAACAGUGAUCAUUGUAACUGAAAUUAAAAACAAGAAUUUAAAAAGUA